Rosa rugosa (rugosa rose) is the source of this 1834-nucleotide messenger RNA. Its product is annotated as putative disease resistance RPP13-like protein 1. The transcript has 2 exons. The record is from RefSeq and is a predicted model, not a curated record. Gene Ontology annotation, biological process: defense response to other organism. Bases 935 to 1687 code for a protein of 250 amino acids. Gene Ontology annotation, molecular function: ADP binding. Lineage: Eukaryota; Viridiplantae; Streptophyta; Magnoliopsida; Rosales; Rosaceae.
UUGAUUUGUUGGUUCAUCCAUGGCUCUGUUCUGAGGUCACAAGGCCUCCCUUUCCAAAUAUACUACCUCUCCUCAUCCAUUUAGCUAUCAUGUGUUCUUGAGUUUUAGAGGUGAAGACACUCGAAAGAACUUCACUGAUCACCUCUACACAGCCCUUGUCAACGCCGGACUUCAUACUUUCCGGGAUGACCCUGAACUCGAAAGAGGUGAAAAUAUCAAGGACAAGCUUGAUAAAGCCAUUCAACAGUCACAAAGUUCUGUCAUUGUGUUUUCAAAAGACUAUACCUCUUCCAGAUGGUGUCUGGACGAGCUUGUGAUGAUCCUUGAACGCAAAAGGACUUCCGAUCAUGUCGUUUUACCGGUCUUCUAUGACGUUGAUCCAUCUCAACUGAGGAAGCAGGCAGAAACUCUUGCAAAGAUUCCUAAAUACCAAGAAAAUCAAUCGUCGGAGAGGUUGAAAGGAUGGCGGGCAGCACUUAGAGAAGUUGCAGAUCUAGCAGGAAUGGUUUUAGAAAAUGAAGCUGACGGGCACGAAUCAAAGUUCAUCCAAAAUAUCGUUAGAGUGAUCCAAGACAAACUAGGUCGUCGUGUGCCCCUGACCGACGUCCAGGAGGUGUUACAGAAGACGUUGUUGUUUAUUAACCCUGUUCUCGAUGAUGCCGAGGGGAAGCAACUGAACAACCCAACAGUGACGGCAUGGCUCAAUGAGCUUAAAGACGCAGUCUAUGAUACUGAGGACCUAUUGCAGGAGAUCAAGACAGAAGUAUUACGGCGAAAUAUGGAACCUAAAUCUGGAACUAGCACGAGUAAGGUACAAGAUCUGAUCUCUACUCCUCCAUCUCAUGUUUUUGACUUGGCAUUAAUAUGCCCCAGGGUAGAGGAAGUUCUUAACAGACUAGACUCCAUUAUGGAGUAGAGAAGAGAUGUCUUGGGUAUGGAAACAAGUGCUGGAUACAGUGCAUCACAAACAAUACCGUCAACUUCUUUGGUCGAAGAGUUCGGUGUGUGUGGCAGGGAUGAUGAGAAGGAAACACUUAUGAAAUUGUUGCUAUCAGAUGAUCAGAGUGGCAAUAAAAUAAGUGUGAUUCCUAUUGUGGGUAUGGGUGGGAUUGGAAAGACCACCCUUCCCCAGUUUCUAUACAAUGAUGAUAGAGUCAAACAGCAUUUUGACCUCCAAGCAUGGGCAUGUGUUUCUGAAAAAUUUGAUGUCCUUCGGAUCUCACAACAAAUUUAUGAGUCCCUUACUUCAGAUGCUUUCUUCAUUAUGAACUUAGAUCUGCUUCAGUCAAAAUUGAAGGUUGCUUUGAUGGGGAAAAGGAUUUUCCUUGUUCUUGAUGACUUGUGGAAUAAAAAUUACACUGAAUGGGAUGUUUUAAGGCGUCCAUUUCAAUUUGGAGCACAUGGAAGUAAGAUUAUUGUCACAACACGCAAUCAAGAUGUUGCAUGCAUGGUGUGUACUCUUGAAGCUCACCGUCUCAGGCCGAUGUCUGAGGAAGAUGGCUGGUUGUUAUUUGAAAAACAUGCCUUCAAAAAUGCAGGUGUUGGUGCAUACUUACAUCUUGAAGAAAUCGGUAGACAAAUUGUUCGAAAGAGCAAUGGUCUUCCUUUGGCUAUUAAGUCUCUUGGGGGUCUCUUAUGUUCUAAAUUAACUGUGGGGGAAUGGGAAAGUAUAUAUAUUGAACAGUGAGAUGUGGGAGUUGCCACAGGAGGAGAGUGACAUUCUGCCAUCUCUUUGGUUGAGCUAUAAGCAUCUGCCUGCACAUCUCAAGUGUUGUUUUGCGUAUUGUUCGAUAUUUCCCAAGAACUAUGCGUUCGAAACAUCAAAAUUGGUUUU